Molecule: messenger RNA, 1751 nt
Organism: Tupaia belangeri chinensis (Chinese tree shrew)
Lineage: Eukaryota; Metazoa; Chordata; Mammalia; Scandentia; Tupaiidae
Gene: PRKCSH
Product: PRKCSH beta subunit of glucosidase II
Exons: 17
Coding region: 168-1751 (527 amino acids)
Biological process (GO): N-glycan processing; liver development
Cellular component (GO): glucosidase II complex
Molecular function (GO): calcium ion binding
Source: RefSeq, a predicted model, not a curated record
CUUUCUGCAGCAGGAACCUGGCUGCCGCGCAAGGGGGGCGCGGUGAAUCUUGACCUUUGCCCCGGCCUCGUGUAGGUGAUGAACUAGCAGCGGCGUGGGGACCUAGUGUAUUUCCCCGGAAGCCUGCUUUCUCCAGCAGAACCCGUUUCCGGUCUCGGAGCCCCACGAUGUACCUGGUGCGAUCGCUGCUGCUGCUGCUGCCGCCCCUGUGCUGGGCCGUGGAAGUCAGGAGGCCCCGGGGCGUCUCCCUCACCAAUCACCACUUCUACGACGAGGCCAAGCCUUUCACGUGCCUGGAUGGCUCCGCCACCAUCCCUUUCGAUCAGGUGAACGACGACUACUGUGACUGCAAGGAUGGCUCUGACGAGCCGGGCACGGCUGGCUGUGGCAGCUUCCACUGCACCAACGCCGGCUACAAGCCCCUGUACAUCCCCUCCAGCCGGGUCAACGACGGAGUGUGUGACUGCUGCGAUGGGACCGACGAGUACAACAGCGGCGUGGUCUGCGAGAACGCCUGCAAAGAAAAGGGUCGCAAGGAGCGGGAGUCCCUGCAGCAGAUGGCAGAGGUCACCCGGGAGGGCUUCCGCCUGAAGAAGAUCCUUAUCGAGGACUGGAAGAAGGCCCGCGAGGAAAAGCAGAAAAAGCUCCUUGAGCUACAGUCUGGAAAGAAGUCUCUGGAAGAUCAGGUGGAGAUGCUGCGGACAGCGAAGGAGGAGGCCGAGAAGCCGGAAAAGGAGGCCAAAGAACGGCACCAGAAGAUGUGGGAAGAGCAGCAGGCUGCCCUCAAGGCCCAGCGGGAGCAGGAGCUGGCGGCCACCGCCUUCCAGGAGCUGGACGAUGACCUGGACGGGGUGGUCUCUGUAGCGGAGCUCCAGACCCACCCGGAGCUGGACACUGAUGGGGACGGGGCGCUGUCAGAAGGGGAAGCCCAGGCCCUCCUCGGCGACGGGCAGACCGGGGCCGCCUCCUUCUACGACCGCGUCUGGGCGAGCAUCCGGGACAAGUACCGGUCUGAGGCGCUGCCCACCGACCCGCCCGCUCCGGCCUCUGACCAGAAGGAGCCCUCGGAGGAGCAGCCGCAGGCACCCGCGCCGCCCGCAGAGGAAGACGAGGAGGAGGAGGAAGAGGAGGAGGCGGAGGAGGAGGAAGAAGAGGAAGAGGACUCCGAGGUCCCGGGGGAGCCGCCCAAGGAGGCCCCGCCCCCUCUGGCGCCCCCGCAGACCCACCCAGCAGAGGAGGACAAGAUGCCGCCCUAUGACGAGCAGACUCAGGCCUUAAUCGACGCCGCCCAGGAGGCCCGCAGCAGGUUCGAGGAGGCCGAGCGCUCGCUGAAGGAGAUGGAGGAGACCAUCAGUAACCUGGAGCAAGAGAUCUCGUUCGACUUCGGCCCCGAAGGGGAGUUCGCCUACCUGUACAGCCAGUGCUACGAGCUGGCCACCAACGAGUACGUCUACCGGCUCUGCCCCUUCAAGCUGGUCUCGCAGAAACCCAAGCUGGGCGGCUCCCCCACCAACCUCGGCACCUGGGGCUCCUGGGCUGGCCCCGAGCAUGACAAGUUCAGCGCCAUGAAGUAUGAGCAGGGCACUGGCUGCUGGCAGGGCCCCAACCGCUCCACCACGGUGAGUGCGGGGACCGCUGCCACAUCCCGAGUGGCUUUUUCUUCCCCUCCAGAACCUCAAGGCAUGGACCACAGACCAGCCCCCAGCAGCGCCGCCUGCUCUCCGUUGAGGACCUCGAGGCCUGCCCCGUGA